Messenger RNA from Colletotrichum costaricense, 3654 nucleotides. RefSeq lists its product as uncharacterized. The record is from RefSeq and is a predicted model, not a curated record. Lineage: Eukaryota; Fungi; Ascomycota; Sordariomycetes; Glomerellales; Glomerellaceae. The transcript has 2 exons. Bases 1 to 3654 code for a protein of 1217 amino acids.
AUGGACCAGCGCUCUCGCGGUGGCCGUCCGAAUCGCCGGAAAACUCUUCCCACUUCCAGCAUCCAGUCUGAUACCAGCGCAGGCGGCGAGUCAAACUCGAGCAUCAUGACGCGCUCUCCUCCCAUUGCUGCCUCUCGCACUCCUCAGACGGCACCUCAAAAUCGCCGCAACGCAAAGCCCAUUCCCAUGAAUAACCCCUUCAGUGUCCGCUCAUCUCCCAGUACGGGCGGAUCCGGUCCUGGCCCUGGCAAGGCUCUUAGAAAGAGAUCUCGCACCAGCGGCUUUGACGGGCCCGCAGAUGAAGAAGACGAGACCUACCGCAAGGGCCCUCACACUUUGAGAAAGCGUGCGAAAAUCGACUACUCCGCCGCAGACUUUGAGGAUGAGCUGCCCGAGAUUGCAAUCCCGGCCCCUCGCACUGCUACCCGUAAGAAGCGGGCUGACAGUGAAGUCGUCGACGAGGAGUACUACACGCCCACAGCACAAAAGCGCCGCGCCAACUCGAGAGAAUUUUCCGUCGCCAGUAUUACCGCCGCUCGUCGUCGGACUCCGGCCCGGAAGAACGUCGUCGAACAACAAUCCUUCUACUCUCAGCAAUCAGACGAGGAUAUUGUCAAGGAUACUAUUGAAGUGGUGGGCGAUUCUUCUGACCUCAUCAGCUCUGAUGAUGCAUCUGACCAUGAUGACAAUGACAAGGACAUUUCCGGUCACGCCUCCCUUCCAGAAAACCAUGACCAGCUCUCGUCGCCCAUCCAACGCAAGACUCAGGUAAUACUUCAACUGGCAUCUCCCAUUGGCCAUCAGAUCAUCAAGCAGGAUGAGAGUCAAUUGAGCCAGAGCCAAGCACAAACCGUUCCCGGCGACAUUGUUACCGCCGCGGAUGAGGUAGCGGGCCCUAUCAUCGCUCACCCUCAGCCCAUCCGCGUCAAUCAAGUCACCAUUAUCGGAAACACUGGCCCGCACCCAGACACCGGGGCGACAACAGUUCAUCAUGGCGACUUCGUCGAAGAUUAUUCUAUCCAGCCCAAGAGAGAGGCCAGUUCUCCCGUGCGGCCUACUGAAAGUUUACCGCAGAGAACGGCUCUGCCGGAGAUGGCUGAGCCGGCAGUCAACGCCGACUCUGCUGUUGUCUCCGGUACUCAGGAAAAUUCCGCACCAGCCGUUGCUCAGAUUUUCAACGCCACCAACAACAUCGACCAUGUCAACGUCGCACAGCGGACUGAAGAACCACGAGAGUCUAUCGCCGAUGUGUCAACAGAAGACACAAAGGUAAAUGGUCAUAUCGAAGCGACCGAAAAUAAGCUUCCGCCUCAAGAGGAGCCGUUAAAUACACAGCCCGCCGCCCCUUCACAAGAUGUCGACGUCUCUAUAUCAUUCACAACUCAGUCCGAGGACUUGUCCCGGCCUCAAGACGAGAUGGACGUUGACGUUGCAGAGGAACCCGAUGCAGAAAUGCAGGACGAUGUUGCUGCUCCUGAAUCCGUUGCUGUUCCUGAACCCAAAGCAGCAUCCCCGCAACCCCAACCCGCCGCUCCUGAGGUGAAAAAGAAGCGCUAUCCGUGGUCCCACCUUACACCUUACGUUGAUGGCGAAUAUGUCACCCACUCCAUCUACCCGGUCGCUGUCGAGGCAUCUGCGCCCACCUCAAAUGCCGACGCCGCUGAAACUUCCGGCGAGCGAGAGAUCGCUGACGAGACGCCCGAGAAUGCCAAUGCGAACUCCCAUGGCCAGGGUGCUGAAGCAGACGCAGAAGACGGUGCCAAUGCCGAUGCAGACGGCGAAGUUGACGACACUGAGCGGGACGCCGAUCACGAUGAGGAUCUCGCACCCGACAGCCAAGGCCAGCAACUUUCCCAAGGGUCCGCUUACAACUCGGCUGCCCCGACUCCCGCACUUACGCCCCGCCAAGGGUCGCCUGUUGUGCCCUCAGCCGCGACGGGGACCAGCACACCAGCUUUGAUGCCGAAGCAACGCUUCAGAAAACAGUACAGGUUCAAAAAGCUUAGGGAUCCUGCCGAAUUUCUAGCCUUCCUAAAGGACUCCGAGGACCUCCCCCAAGAGGAGCUCUGGGACCUUCUGGCUCAGGCCAAUGAGUGCCUCCUUGCUUAUCAAGAGGAGUACAAAGAGUGCAGCAGGGUCGUAGAUGAUCAAGAAAAUGCCCAGCGUCGCGCCAUUCAGGAUGCCGCCUACGAAAAGAAGACUGCCGACUUGAACGCCUUUGCCAAGGUAGACUCAUACAUCGAAAAGGAGUUUGAGGUGCAGGGCUCCCGAGCCACGAUCAAGGAGAAAGACGCCGGAAUUCUCGAGCAACGCUUGCAAGACAGGAUCAUGGCCGCCACGUAUCACUUUGAGUACGAUCCUCACCCCAAUAAAGUGGGCAACCAAGAUCCCGGCGCUCAGAAGGGUGGUGGAGGCGAAGGUGUCCGCCAACUCCGAAGCCAGCCGCAAGCAAGCGCCAAGGCUGCCGAAGGCGACGGAGUCAUCGUCUCUGGCAAGAGAACUCGCAACCCCCCGAAGUUGUUUGACGGCGUGUUACAGGACGACCACCGUGCAGCAACUCCGGGAAGCAACAAGCCGGGCCCGAAGAAGCGCGGUAGGGCUGCCGCCGCAGAAAAGGCGGCUUCAGCUCAAGAUCCCGAAGAGGAGCCUGAGCCCGAGCCGCAAACAGUUUCACCUGCCAAGCCCGGCCCCAAGAAGAGAGGGCCGAGGGGUAGGAAGUCUGCCGUGGUGGUCUCGGAGCCGAAUUCGCCUGCUCCCGAAGAAGAGGCCAUCGCCCCGCCGCCGGAGCCAGAACAGGUACAGCCUCCCAAGCGCAAGCGUGGCAGACAACCAAAGUCGGCCGCCAUUGUCGAGGAAGAGCCAGAGGAGCCCGAGAAGCCGACCCCCAAGAGAGGUCGCGCAGCGCAGCGAAAGAGCAACGGCCAUGUUGCUGUUGUUGCACCCGAAACAACCGACGAAUCCCGCCCUACCUCGGCAUCAUCGAUGGCCACUAUCUCGGACGCCGGAUCUACCUACGGACUGCGUCAGAAGAAGCGACAGCGAAAUUGGCAGGACGAGGAGGAAGUCGACGAGGAAGAAGUGGAGGCCGAGCCCCAGCCUAAGAAGGCUCGCAUCAUUCGCAUCAACAGAAAGCAAAGCGCACCGGAGCUCGCACCCAAAGAGACACUGGGCGAGCAUAUUCUCGCUGAUAUACACCGUUUCACCGCGACUCUCGAUGCAGCCGAGUCCCCUCAGCCCCGGAUGAUGGUGUCAUUCAAGCUGAUUAACAAUGGCUCCAGAUGGACCAUCAAGCCCCCAGCCUCGCCGCGCCAAACAUCUACGGACGUCAGCGAGUACAACCUGUCGACCCCUCGACCAGCGCCAGUGUCUGCACCUACCUCGGCCAAGUCAUCGGCCCCGCCUAGCCAGGCUGAAGGGGAGGAGAAGGAUUACUCGACCAUGACCAAGUCGGAGAAGAUGUCGGCCUCGAUGAAAAAACGAUGGCUCAAUGGCAGCAUGCAGGGCGCUGUCAACAAAAGAAAGGCUACUCUCGCUGCGAAAAAGGCAGCAGCUGCCGCGGCCGAAGCUGAUGCGGCCCGAAUCGCUCAGCAGAAGGCCAUGCAACUCCAGCAAUCUGGACAACCAGCACCUUUCCCCCUGGGACAGGGACAGUAA